This is a messenger RNA of Acanthaster planci (crown-of-thorns starfish), 2984 nucleotides long. Its product is annotated as histone acetyltransferase type B catalytic subunit-like. Gene Ontology annotation, molecular function: histone acetyltransferase activity; histone binding. Gene Ontology annotation, biological process: subtelomeric heterochromatin formation. The record is from RefSeq and is a predicted model, not a curated record. Gene Ontology annotation, cellular component: nucleus. Lineage: Eukaryota; Metazoa; Echinodermata; Asteroidea; Valvatida; Acanthasteridae.
AGAUGAUAUAACUUUUAGAAAUUUAAGCGAGACCCGUGACUGUAAUCCUGUAGCAUAAGGUUAAUCAUUUGAUAUUGCCAGUUUUGACGAUCAUCAUUUUGUCACAAUUUAAGGGUUUGCGAAAUGACGACAAACACAUGAGAUGAGAAAGGUAUCUAGGCCUAGCAAUUGGAUCAAAGCGAAUAAAUGAACACCCAAUAUACAUGUAGGCCUAGGCCUAAAUGUUGUUUUGCAAUAAACACCAACUGCCUACUGGAAUCUAUAUUGAGGAUAGAGAGAUAACAAACACUGACACAAGGAAAUUCUUGGGAAUUCUAUUAUAUUAUUUAUUCUAUGUUUAACUUGGAAUAAACACAUUUGUCAUCAGUCAUAUUUCUACUGUUAUGCUGAAACCAUGGAGAUUUCACAUUGAUGAAAAAUGUUUUGGAGGAGUAUGUCUGUGAUGCCAAUCAAGUCAUUGAGCUCAAGUUAGUCCGAUCAGAGGCAGACGUAUUCGAUGAUGGCAAGAUCUUUCAUCCUGAGUUCACCCAUCAGCUGUUUGGUCAGAAUGAGAAUAUUUUCGGCUACAAGGGUUUGAGGGUGCAGCUGUUUUUCACAGCUGGGAGGUUGGUGCCGUAUCUCCACAUGACUUGCACGGAAAAAGUCAACGCAAAACUUUUUGAUGGUGUUCAGGCUGACAGUGUCCUGAAAACGGUCAUCGACAAGCUUGAAAUCAAACCCAUGGACAAUUUGGACAAGUUCAUCUCUGUCAUCUCGGACGAUGCCAGUUUCCAGCCAGUCGGCGAGCUGCUUCAUGCAUAUUCAGUUGAGGGAGAGGGGCCAACACGGAACUUUGAGAUCUACACCAACGACAUCACCGCACCGGGAUUCCGGGAGUAUCAUGAGAGACUGCAGACGUUCCUCUGGUGGUACAUUGACGCAGCGUCAUACAUCGAUAUGGAUGAUGAAAAAUGGGUAUAUUACACAGUAUUUGAGAAGUACAUCAUUAAUGGUAACAAGAGAUAUGCUGUAGCAGGCUACGCCACAGCUUACCGGUACUAUGCUUACCCAGAUAUGACACGGCCAAGAAUUAGUCAGGUGCUCGUAUUGCCACCAUUCCAAAGACAGGGCCAUGGAGUCCAGCUACUACAGACAAUGUACUCGCAUUUCAGGAAUGAUACAAAAAUCCUCGACAUCACAGUUGAGGAUCCUUCAGAGGACUUUGUGAGGCUAAGAGACUUUGUAGACUGCCGGGACUGCAUGAAACUUCCAGCAUUUGAUCCCGCCAACUUGACAAAGGGUUUCUCGGCUGAAAUGGAGAAACAGGCUCUGGAAAAACUAAAACUGUGCAAGAAACAAGUUCGACGGGUUUAUGAGAUCCUAAGACUGCGAGCCACCAACACCCGAGACCGCGCUGAAAUGAAAGCCUACAGACUGGACAUCAAGAGAAGACUGAAUAUCCCAUUCCAGAAGCAGAAGUCCGACCAGGAGAAGAUGCGUCGGACCCUGAAACCCGAGGAACUGGCCGCAACAAUGCAGGGCACCACCUUGCAGGAGCGCCAUGAGACACUAGAGAACUGGUACCAGGAACUGAUGACGGACUACCGCAGGGUGCUGGACAGAUUAGCCUUGGAGUGAAGUCCCCCCCCAAACUCCUGCAGUUGAUUUCGUGAAACUGGACGUCAAAUUUGCCCUGCAAAAUGUACUCAUUUCCAAUUUCACUAAAACCAGGAGCAGUUGUACAGAAUCUGAACAUAAUCAGGGCUUUCAUAAUGGUUUUUUGCGCGAUAUGUCACAAUGGUCUCCAAAGAGUCAUUUAAUUAGCUUUAUCCACCAUUGGAAGUGUUUCCUUUUUCCUUCUUUGCAAAAUUUGCGAGUAUAAUUGAGCACAUUCUCAUGAAAUCAGCUGCAGGUCAAAAGCUAUUAAGAUCUGCCUUAGUUAUGUUUAUUUCCUUUGGAGGAGUGUUGGCAGCUAUUGAGGCUACUUUCCCAUUUACCCAUUUAAAGUGUUCCAAGACUUAUGCUCAAUUCCGUCUCGAGCUGCAAGUAGAUUUUGUCAGUGGGCACUCAGUCAGGUGCCUUUGGAUAAUCAUGGGUCUCAAGGGUUUUCUUAACAUCCGUUUGAGUUCAGGUCCGUAUUGGACACUCUUGGGAUCUGCUGAAACUGUUUUGUUAAUUUACAACAUAUUUUUAUGGGUCUUAAAGAGUGAAAUCAGUGGCCUUACAGCAAUCAGUUACAUCAAAUGUAUACUUGUGUUAUUGUAAAACUGUAAGAUCAACGUGAUGGAUACUUUGUUUUAUUAAACAGCCAGGACUACUUGUUCAUUGAACUGUGACCCCAGAUCUCCCAAAGAUCUACCAUGUGGUUUUGAAGGAAUUUGCAGGAUUGAGAACCUGCCCGCUACAACUUAGAAUAGGGCUUGAUUCCCUUAAAGUUUACGUAUGGAACAAAACUUGCAUUAGUUUUCACUAGAGGAGGCUUUUGGAGAAAUCAAGGUUUCAAGGUGUCAUUGUCUCGACCUUCAAUUUCCAUCAACAUUUACAAUAUACAUACGUUUAGAAGUGAGUCUUAAGAAGCUAUUUCCAAGAAUAUUCAGAUAUUCGGUCAUACUAGGAAAUGCAGAAAAUACUCAGCUUUGAACUGUUUUUGAACUUAUUUAAGUAAGACAUUUGUAUUGUUUAAAAACCAAAUGUUUAAAUAUGAAGUUAUAACUUCUAAUAUUUGAUUAAGCCAUAAUUCAUGUCUGUUUUUAAUUCAAGCAUAAGAUGCUCGAGGCUGCACAUAAAACACCCUUACAAAAAAAAGUGGAGAUACAGAUUUCUUGUUGGGUUCAAAAAUGCUUCUGGAUGAAACUACAGAGAUGUCUACAGAGAAUUGUUUAAAUCAAAGGACGGGGAAAAAAUGGAUUCCCUAGAUGUCUGCCAUUUAUUCCAUAGACAACUACAACAAAACUAUGUGUAUAAUAAAAAGAAACAAGCACAGAACUUCUGUCACCCUCUCUUUA